This is a messenger RNA of Trichosurus vulpecula (common brushtail), 3215 nucleotides long. It is a transcript of the gene CHTF18, whose product is annotated as chromosome transmission fidelity factor 18. The coding region runs from base 43 to 3105 and encodes 1020 amino acids. Gene Ontology annotation, molecular function: ATP binding; ATP hydrolysis activity. Lineage: Eukaryota; Metazoa; Chordata; Mammalia; Diprotodontia; Phalangeridae. The transcript is spliced from 22 exons. The record is from RefSeq and is a predicted model, not a curated record.
UGCAGCUCCCAAAGCUGAGUCCGCUGCACGUUCGGAGUCACGAUGGAGGACUACGAGCAGGAGCUCUACGGAGUCGAAGAUGAGUUCGAAGACCAGUUCGCAUCCGAGUUGGAAGUCUUGGCGGAGCUAGAAGGAGAUCGCUCUGUCCCGCCAUCCAAAGCCACACAACCCCAGAAGAACAAGCUGACAUUUGAAGAAGCCAUCACUUCUGGGGAUGUCAUUCCCUCCUCCAUUGGCAUCCAACACCAACAGAAUGGUGUGUCCCCCCACAAAAACCACAGGGAAGUUGGGGACAGCAGCUCCAAGAAGAGGGUCCUGAAUGUUAACCUUGAGAGAGAAGAGGAGGAGAAAGACUCUGAGUUUUUAUUCUCAGAGGACCUCACAAUCACUCCUAAGUCCAAGAGGCAGAAGCUAGAGGUAGUCAAGAAACUGACCUUUGGACUAGAGGAAGAACCGAUCUAUCCGGACUCCCCUCCCAGAGAUAUCACUCCACCCCUUUCACCUGAGGACAUCCAAGAGGGGUGGAGCAACAGAGACUUAGACAAGCUACUGGACCAAGGGCCCCUGGACAUCAGUGAUGUGGAUUUCCUGCAGAUGACACCACCUGCUUACAGGGACAAGAAGCUAGUUCUGAAACGCCCCCCAGUCCUGGAGGAAUAUGUCAACGUGACGUCCACUGAUGGCACCCGGGUCUUCAUGGUGGUAAAAGAUGACCCCUUGGGAGUAGGAGUGAAGCUCUCCCAUUGUGAUGCUGCCUGGCGUGGACAUGGGCAGCUCCAUUUGCUGGGCGUGCCCUUUUCUUACCUGAAGGAGCAAGUUGCUGAUGAGCGUAGGCGGCGGGUUCUGGAAGCAUCCCAGAAACUGACUGAGAUUUUGAACAGGCAUCUAGAGGCCAGUGAACCUGCAGGGGAGAUGCCAGAGAUGGGGGACAGUGUCAGCAGAGCCAAAGAGGGGGAGGAAGAAGAGGGCAAAGAAGAUCAAGACUCUUCCCAGCACAGCCUCUGGGUAGAUUUAUUCACCCCCAGGAACUACAGGGAGUUGCUCAGUGAUGAUUACACCAACCGCUGUCUUCUGAAGUGGCUGAAGCUAUGGGAUGUGGUGGUGUUCGGCAGAGAGAAGCUUGCCAAGAAACCAAAACUGAAUGCUGAGCAGCCGCCAGCCCGGGCUCCCUCCAAGUUUGGCAAAGAACCCCAGAAGUGGAAAACCAAAGAGCAGAUAAUGGAGGAGAUCCUGGAGGCUGAACUGGAUCAGAACAAUAGGCCCAAAUAUAAGGUGGCCCUUCUGUGUGGCCCGCCUGGGCUGGGGAAAACCACCCUGGCACACGUGAUUGCCAAGCAUGCUGGGUACAGUGUGGUGGAGAUGAAUGCCAGUGACGACCGCAGUCCUGAGGUCUUCAAGACUCGCAUUGAAGCAGCCACACAGAUGGAGUCGGUGCUGGGAGCCAAGGGGAAGCCCAACUGCUUGAUCAUUGAUGAAAUAGAUGGUGCGCCCACGCCCUCCAUCAAUGUGCUACUUAGCAUCAUUAAUCGUAAGGAUGUGGGAGAGACAGAGACAACAGGAGGGGCAGCUGGGGGUGUCAAGAAACGAAAGAAAGAAGGGGGCCUCUUGCUGCGGCCCAUUAUCUGCAUCUGCAAUGACCAAUACACGCCUUCUCUGAGACAACUGAAGCAGCAGGCAUUCCUCCUACAGUUCCCGCAGACUCUACCUUCCCGACUGGUCCAGAGAUUGAAUGAGAUCUCCUUGCGUCAGGGAAUGAAAGCAGAUACUGGUACCCUCAUGAUGCUGUGUGAGAAGACAGAGAAUGAUAUCCGCUCCUGCAUAAACACCCUGCAGUUCCUGUAUGGCCAGGGCCAGAAGGAGCUGAGUUCGAGGAUGGUACAGACCAUGAGCAUCGGGUUGAAGGAUCAGAAGAAGGGACUGUUUUCUAUUUGGCAAGAAAUAUUUCAGCUGCCCAAGAUUCAGAGGCAACGCAUCGGCCAGGAUGUCUUUCUGCCAGACCAGAGGCUCCUCGACGGUGACAACGGCCCUCUGGGCAGGGGUCCUCUCCACACCUUAUCCCAGAGGUUCCACCACAUCCUGCACAUCACCACCUCCACAGGGGAUCAUGAGAAGGUGGCCCAGGGCCUCUUUGACAACUUCCUGAACAUGAAGCUCAAAGAUCCUACCUUGAACUCUGUGUGCACUGCCAUGGAUUGGUUGAUAUUUGAAGACAUCCUGGACCAGACUGUACGACAUGGGCAGAACUUCCAGCUCAUGAGAUACUUACCUUUCCUCCCUGUCGCCUUCCACCUCCUCUUUGCAGCCAACAGCAUCCCUAGGAUCUCUUACCCCAACAGCCAGCAUGAGGCACUGAAUAAGAUGAACCAGACACAGAACCUGAUUAUGUCUCUGGUAUCAGGGGUCACUCCAGCUGCCCGAAGCCGCGCUGCCCCACAGUCUCUCAUCCUUGAAGCCCUCUGUCUCCUCCUGGACAUCAUCUCCCCUAAGCUUCGUCCUGUGAGCACCCAGUUAUACAGCAACAAAGAGAAACAGCAGUUGGCCAACCUCAUUAAUAUCAUGCUGGCUUAUAAUCUCACCUACCACCAGGAGCGGAUGCCUGAUGGGAUGUAUACAUAUAAGCUGGAUCCGAACAUAGAGGAUGUCUGCCGGUUCCCCGAUCUCCCCGCCCGUAAGCAGCUGACCUAUCAGACCAAGCAGCUCAUUGCUCGGGAAAUUGAGAUGGAGAAGAUGAGGAGAGCCGAAGCUUCCAUUCAGACUCGAUAUGGUGGCCAGGAUGACGAGGGAAGCCCUUCAGCAACAGAGAACCCACAGGCAUGCAGUGGGGAGAAAACAACGGCGGUUGCUCCCAUCCGGAACCAUGAGCAACGCCUGGAACACAUCAUGAAAAGAAAAGCUAUCUUUGAUGAGAAGCCGGAAAGAGAUUUCUUUGGGCGUGAGAUAGUGAGAAAAGUUGUCACUCCAAGUCAAGAAACCUCAGGACCUGAAAGAGAUUCAUUGGAGAGGCGGAUGGGAAAAGCAGUGGGGAAGAGCGAUGUGUGGUUUCGAUUUAACGAGGGUGUUUCCAAUGCUGUCCGGCGAAACCUUUAUAUUAAAGACUUACUCUGAACCCUUGAACCCUGGCCCCAAGCUGUUCUCCCUGCUCAGGAUUUGGGUGCCUCCUUAAGAGGAAAGAGAGAGACACACACGCUGCCCCCUUCCCCCACCCUAUGGGUGUG